UUAUUAUACCAGAGUAGUGAAGAUUACCGUAGAACCAUGUCGUGUCUGUUAUUUGCGUGUUUUGCAAGUGUUUUGUUUGUCAAUAAUGUUGUCGAAGCUUCCAGAAUUCUUGCUUACUAUCCAACACCAUCUAUAAGUCAUCAAGUAGUUUUCAGACCUCUCAGUCUGGAACUAGCUAGAAGAGGACAUGAAGUAGUCGUCAUAACCCCAGAUCCUAUGUUCCCAAAUGGAACUGCACCAGAAAAUCUAACAGAAAUAGAUGUGCAUGAUCUCUCAUACAAUACAUGGAGAAAGUUGAUUCAGAAAUAUGAAAACAAGAUGGUAAUCAGUCAAUUUGCGUCAAUGUUUAAAUCAAUGAUAUCAUUAAUGGAAGAGCAGGUUAAGACAGAUCCCGUGCAAAAGAUACUUAAAGAUCCAAGACCGUUUGAUCUGAUAAUCGUUGAAGCGAUAGCGGAGUGUACUUUAGGUCUGUCCCACAUAUACAAAGCACCAGUAAUUCAGUUUAGUUCAUUAGCUAGCACUACGAUACCAUUGCAAAUGUUUGGUGCUACUACACAUCCGCUUCUUUAUCCUACAUUUUUUCAUCAUCGAAUCUACAAUCUCACCUUGCGAGAGAAACUCAACGAACUCUACGAUGAACACGUUUACAAUGCGUUGUUUCCAGAAGUAGAAGAAUUUUGUUUGGAUAUGAUGAAACGUGUGUUUAGCCCAGAUGUUCCGACAUUGGGAGAAUUAAGAAAGAAUGUGGAUCUGUAUUUUCUAAAUGUUCAUCCUUUGUGGGAUUUCAAUCGUCCAGUGCCCCCAAAUGUGGUGUACCUUGGUGGGAUGCAUCAGAAGCCAGCAAAAGAUCUGCCAAAGGACCUACAAAAUUACUUAGACUCUUCUAAAAAUGGAGUCAUAUACGUCAGUUUUGGUUCAAACGUAGAACCAGCAUUGUUCCCGCCCGAAAAAAUACAAACGCUAGUGGACGUAUUCUCAAAAUUGCCAUACGAUAUUUUAUGGAAAUGGAACCAAGACGAACUACCUGGACGCACUCCAAAUAUUAGAAUUUCAAAAUGGUUUCCACAACCUGAUCUUCUGAGACAUCCAAAGAUUAAACUAUUCGUAACCCAGUGUGGGCUUCAGUCCACGGAUGAAGCCAUCACAGCUGGUGUUCCUCUUCUUGGAAUGCCAGUAUUUGGAGACCAGGAAUUCAAUGCUGAACAGUAUUUACAUUACGGCAUUGGCGUCAGAGUUGAUUUGGAAACCGUAACUGAAGACAAACUAAAUGAAGGGAUCAAUAAGAUUCUGAAAGAUGAUUCCUACCGUAACAACAUAGUGCGACUUCGCACCAUAAUGCGCGAUCAACCUCAGACUCCACUAGAGCGCGCGGUCUGGUGGACAGAGUACACCAUACGUCACUCUGGAGCACGUCACUUGCGAACACCUGCAGCGAACAUCUCUUUGGCAGAAUACUAUGAGUUAGAAUUAGUAAUAACUGUGUUAUUUGUUGUAGGACUAGCACUUGGCGUAGUUAUAGGAGUGCUAAGGUAUACUUAUGUGAAGUUAUUCAGAGUUACACUUAAAGUUAAGAAGAAUUGAUGUAUGUAAUUGUUGUUUUUUGUUCAAAUGUUAAAAGUUCAUUAGUUACGGUUCAAAUAUAAAAAGAUUGAUUAUUCAAUGAGAGGAAUAUAAAGGUGUUUUAAUAAAUACAGUGCAGUGCA
This is a messenger RNA of Ostrinia furnacalis (Asian corn borer), 1703 nucleotides long. RefSeq names its product UDP-glucuronosyltransferase 2B14-like. Lineage: Eukaryota; Metazoa; Arthropoda; Insecta; Lepidoptera; Crambidae. The record is from RefSeq and is a predicted model, not a curated record. Gene Ontology annotation, molecular function: UDP-glycosyltransferase activity. The transcript is spliced from 4 exons. The coding region runs from base 37 to 1581 and encodes 514 amino acids.